Messenger RNA from Papaver somniferum (opium poppy), 2106 nucleotides. RefSeq names its product laccase-17-like. Bases 106 to 1851 code for a protein of 581 amino acids. Gene Ontology annotation, cellular component: apoplast. NCBI's taxonomy places the organism in Eukaryota, Viridiplantae, Streptophyta, Magnoliopsida, Ranunculales, Papaveraceae. The record is from RefSeq and is a predicted model, not a curated record. Gene Ontology annotation, biological process: lignin catabolic process. Gene Ontology annotation, molecular function: hydroquinone:oxygen oxidoreductase activity; copper ion binding. The transcript has 5 exons.
ACAAACAUGAUAUAGCCAUUACCAAUCUAUAUAGCUAACUCGAUCUCUUACAUUUGGAAUCGUAUAACUGAUUAAGAGAGAAGAGAUCUAUAGCUAGGUACAGAAAUGGGUUCAGCAUUAGUUUUCAUGGGAGUUUUCAUAUUUUUGGCGAAUGUUUUCUUUCUUUGUCCGACGAUUGUACUUGCUCAAGAACAAGGAGGCAUAACCAGGCAUUACAAAUUCGAUAUCAAGAUGCAGAACGUAACACGUUUGUGCCACACAAAGAGCAUUGUGACGGUAAAUGGACAAUUUCCAGGGCCAAGAAUCGUAGCAAGAGAAGGCGACCGUUUGGUUAUAAAGGUUGUGAAUCAUGUUCAGAACAAUAUCACACUUCAUUGGCAUGGUAUUCGACAAUUAAGGACUGGAUGGGCAGAUGGUCCUGCUUAUGUUACCCAGUGCCCCAUUCAGACAGGCCAGACAUAUGUUUACAAUUUCACCAUUACUGGACAGAGAGGAACUUUAUGGUACCAUGCCCAUAUUUCAUGGCUGAGAUCUACCUUAUAUGGUCCUAUCAUCAUCCUCCCCAAGCGCAACGUUCCAUACCCCUUCGUCAAACCCUACAAGGAGCUUCCCCCUGUCAUUUUCGGUGAGUGGUUCAAUGCCGACACUGAAGCAAUUGUUAACCAAGCUAUCAUGACCGGAGGAGGUCCUAAUGUCUCUGAUGCCUACACCAUGAAUGGGUUUCCCGGUCCUCAUUAUAAUUGCUCGGAGAAAGAUACAUUGAGGUUGAAGGUUGAACCAGGAAAGACAUAUCUUCUACGUUUGAUCAAUGCUGCACUCAACGAUGAUCUGUUUUUCAGCAUCGCCAACCACACAUUCACUAUUGUUGAUGCCGACGCUGUGUACAUUAAACCAUUCAAAACCGAUACAAUUCUCAUCACACCAGGUCAAACAACUAAUGUUCUCCUUACCACCAAGUCUCAAUACCCCAAAGCCACCUAUCUCAUGGAGGCUAGACCAUAUGUCACUGGCCUUGGAACCUUCGACAAUACCACCACUGCUGGAUUUCUUGAAUAUCAUUCACCACUACUCUCUUCAUCAAAUUCAAUCAAGAAACUGCAACUCUUCAGGCCUAGUCUCCCUGCUCUCAAUGAUACCAUAGCUGCCACCAACUUCGCUAAGAAAUUCCGUAGCCUUGCGAAUAAGCAAUUCCCCUGUAACGUCCCGAAAACUGUACAGAAAAGAUUCUUUUUCACAGUUGGUUUAGGUACCCAACCAUGCGCCAAAAACCAAACUUGUCAAGGACCCAACGGAACGAGGUUCACAGCCGCUGUGAAUAAUAUCUCUUUCGUACUUCCAUCCACGGCUCUUCUACAAGCUCACUACUUUGGACAAUCUAAUGGCGUAUACACUACUGAUUUUCCUAUAAAACCACCAAAACAAUUCAACUACACUGGCAACCCACCUAAUAAUACCAUGGUUAGUACUGGUAGCAAAGUUGUGGUGCUCCCAUUUAACACAACUGUGGAGGUGAUAAUGCAAGAUACAAGUAUUUUGGGUGCUGAAAGCCAUCCACUGCAUCUUCAUGGAUACAAUUUCUAUGUAGUAGGCCAAGGGUUUGGAAACUACAAUGCUAAUACUGACCCUCAAAACUUUAAUCUCGUCGAUCCUGUUGAACGGAACACAGUUUCUGUUCCAUCGGGUGGUUGGGUCGCCAUACGAUUCCUUGUUGACAAUCCAGGUGUAUGGUUUAUGCAUUGCCAUUUAGAAGUCCACACAACAUGGGGUUUGAGAAUGGCUUGGGUUGUACAAGAUGGGAAACUCCCUAAUCAGAAGCUAUUACCUCCACCUUCUGAUCUUCCCAAAUGUUAAGCUUUUCAUCAUUUGACUAACAAAAUCGGCUGAAGAAAAGAAUAUACGAUUCUUUCUAACUUCAAUUUAACAAUUUUAACUUAAAUGUGCCCAUUGUCCGUUGGUGAAAGAGUGAAAGAGUGAGUUUGUGUUUUGUAAUAUUGUUGCUUUUAUGUAUUCAAUUGUGAUUGCUCUUCAAGAAAUAAAAAUGAAUCUAUUGUUUUAUCAAAAAUUCUUGUUUGUUUAUACUGUAUAACAAUUGAUUGGGGGUUCAUA